Messenger RNA from Aquila chrysaetos chrysaetos, 1383 nucleotides. RefSeq names its product signal sequence receptor subunit 2 (gene SSR2). The coding region runs from base 125 to 676 and encodes 183 amino acids. Gene Ontology annotation, cellular component: endoplasmic reticulum; membrane. NCBI's taxonomy places the organism in Eukaryota, Metazoa, Chordata, Aves, Accipitriformes, Accipitridae. The record is from RefSeq and is a predicted model, not a curated record. The transcript has 6 exons.
CACUGGCGGGCGGGCUAAGACUACAUUUCCCAGGGUGCCGCAGGCCGCCGCCGAGGCGCCAUUUUCCGGUCUGUCGUGCUUCCGCUGCCUCUGCGCUGACACGGCCUUCCGUGGGGCAGGGACGAUGAAGCUCCUGGUUCUUGCUGUGUUUGCCCUGUUUUAUGUGGCCCGCUGUGAGGAAGGCGCCAGGCUCCUGGCCUCCAAAUCUCUGUUAAACAGAUAUGCAGUGGAGGGCAAGGACUUGACUUUGCAGUACAACAUCUACAAUGUUGGCUCCAGUGCUGCUUUAGAUGUGGAGCUGUCAGAUGAUUCUUUCCCCCCAGAAGAUUUUGGCAUCGUCUCUGGGAUGCUCAAUGUCAAGUGGGACAGGAUCGCUCCAGCAAGUAAUGUGUCCCACACUGUGGUUCUGCGGCCUCUCAAAGCUGGUUACUUCAACUUCACCUCUGCUACCAUCACAUACCUGGCACAGGAGGGUGGACAGGUUGUGGUUGGUUUCACUAGUGCUCCUGGGCAGGGAGGAAUCUUGGCUCAGCGUGAGUUUGACAGGAGGUUCUCCCCUCACUUUCUGGACUGGGCAGCUUUUGGUGUGAUGACCCUGCCCUCCAUUGGGAUCCCACUGCUGCUGUGGUACUCAAGCAAGAGAAAGUAUGACACCCCCAAAACCAAAAAGAACUGAGCAAAGUCAAAUGCCACCAGCACCCCAGAGCUCAGGAAAGAACAAACAUUAACCCACCCAGAACUGCAGGUGUGUUGGGAUCAGCAACAGUCCCCCCUGCAAAGCGCUGCCUGGGCUGUGCUUCAGCCCUGUUGGCAAGAGGGAAUCAAGUGCUUCAAUGGCAGUGAUGUGUUGUCUUCCACAUUUUUAAAAAGAAACAAGCAAACAAAAAAAAAACCCCAACCCCCUUGUCUGCAUAUUUGGAGCAGAGACCUGUCACUCCAUUGCAGACAUAGUGCCAGCACGUCUGUGAUGAUACGAAUGUGUUAACGUCCAGAGGAGCUUGCAGGGGGUGCAGCCCCGCAGUGUUUCUGAUAUCGGUGCUGCCUUUGGGGCUCCGUUGAGCCAAAUGGGUCUUUGCCUGCUGCAGUCCUCUCAAAUGUAUUAAAUCUCAGGGCCCCCCCCCUCUGAGUGCUGCCUGCCUUGCUGAAACAUUUGUGAGAAGCAGCUCUAUCUAGUGACAAAAACAGGUCUCCUUUUGAGAGAUGCUUCUUAGAGCUGCUGCUUUGCUAAGUGGGGCAUGGGAGGUCCCUGUAGAUGCUUGUUCUCUAGGAAGCCCCAUUGCAUUUUGCUGAGCAGUUAACUAACUGCUGUGUUUUUGUUCUUUCUGGUUGCUCUGUUAAGGGUUGAGGUACUGAGGAUUUUAUAAUAAAAUGAACACCAUGAAA